Messenger RNA from Annulohypoxylon maeteangense, 1174 nucleotides. RefSeq lists its product as uncharacterized. The transcript has a single exon. Bases 185 to 673 code for a protein of 162 amino acids. The record is from RefSeq and is a predicted model, not a curated record. NCBI's taxonomy places the organism in Eukaryota, Fungi, Ascomycota, Sordariomycetes, Xylariales, Hypoxylaceae.
GCCACCUGAUUCGUUCUACAAACUGCAAACUACCUCACCACUGACGCUCUCCAAUCAUCUAUUACAUCCAAUACUUGCUCUUUGGUAAUUCUCUAUAGCUAAAAUACGGCGCUAUCAAAAGAAUUUCAGGCGAAGCAGUGUUCAAACUAGUCAGCUUCGCCAAACAAUUGCUACCAACCUCAAGAUGGCUGUUCAAGCAGUAGCAAAUGAUGGUUUUAUCGAUAUCACCAUUACGACGUUUUCGUCACCGGAACCUGAUAGUCGAGGACGAAAACGACGGCGCAGUCCGCCAGAAACAUUAGCAAUUACAACAAACCGACUGCCAUCGACAGAUUCUACAACUUUCCGAGGGCGAUGCAGACAUAGGUCAUCUUCAAGGCUUGAUGUGUCACGAAACACAUCAAGACUUAGAAGUGGCUCGUUAUCACCCAUUCGCAGGAAAUUGAUCCGUGCUAUCCAACUAAAUCGCCACAGAAGUCAGUCACCAUCCAGGUCUCGUUCAUUGAACGGCCAAGACUCUUCGAAGCGAAGGCGGCAAAGGACGAAAAGCCGAAGCCGCGACCACGAAGGCGAAUCAAAGAAGACUGGUGAACCUAUUGUGACUUCGUUUCUUCGUCAUGAGAUCGUGGUCCGCAACGAUGGCCCAUCCCAGAAGGCGAAGCAGGACGGAUAACUUGACCGAAGCUCGAAAGCUGGGUCUUCAAGUAUACAAACCCAAUAGCGGUUUCCAGCCGAGCGAGACGUAGUACGAAAAUGAUGAUAUGAUGUCGUACUGGAAUACAGUCGUCAAGACUUGUACAACAAACGCAUCACCAGCUGACUCGCAGAGCCGAGUUAAGGAUGAUGAUAUCGAAUAUUACGCUAUCACGAAGAUGAUGGAAUUAGUUACGGGCAGAUGAAAGCCCAUGUUAUUUAUCACGGGAAAAAUAGUAUGUUGGAAUAAUGCUUUAUAAGUAAAAAGGGAUGGGAAAGAAAAUGCAAAAUUCGGUAAAAUAAUAAAGAAAUAAGGACGAAAACUCAAGCUGGGAACGGGAUAGUAUUGUAUUUUUAAGUUACUAUGUAAGGGUAUUAGCAAUCGUCAACUUAUCAACUUCAGCAAUAUAGUUGAUUAAAGCAUCGGAACUUUGUAAGUUGUUGCGAUGGCCAGGGCGUCUACCCGGUACCUAAUAUAGAG